GCUUUACUCACUCUAAAUGUUUAAACUAUCUCUUCAAAAACUAUAAUGAAAAUAAUUUAUAAUUUAUAUUAACUACUACAAUUCUCUUCUCGUUUUGGAAUUCAAACUAUUUAAUUUGAUAAAAUUAAGUUUUCAUGUAUUUAUCUUAAUCAAAACAACUUGAAAAAACAUAAAUUAUUUUAUAAUAUAUGGGCUGUACUUCAACAAAACUAAAAUCCAAGAAAGAUCUAUGUUUUGUUAAUGUUCCACUUUAAGUUGGAAGAAAAAUGAGUAAAGAAGAAGGAAUUAUCAGCAGAGAAUAUAAAAUUAACUCAACAAGAAUUAGUUAGGCUAAAAAGUAAAUAGUUAGUGAAGUUUCACCUGCCUUGAGUGAGGGAAAGAAUAUUUCAUUCAUAUCUAAUCAAAAAUAACCAUCAAAAUAAUGAAUUUAUUAUACUCUGUG
Molecule: messenger RNA, 442 nt
Organism: Paramecium sonneborni
Lineage: Eukaryota; Ciliophora; Oligohymenophorea; Peniculida; Parameciidae
Source: the annotation of a GenBank genome assembly